Messenger RNA from Zingiber officinale, 1519 nucleotides. Its product is annotated as phospholipase A1-Ibeta2, chloroplastic-like. Bases 50 to 1519 code for a protein of 489 amino acids. Gene Ontology annotation, biological process: lipid metabolic process. NCBI's taxonomy places the organism in Eukaryota, Viridiplantae, Streptophyta, Magnoliopsida, Zingiberales, Zingiberaceae. The transcript has a single exon. The record is from RefSeq and is a predicted model, not a curated record. Gene Ontology annotation, molecular function: glycerophospholipase activity.
CCAAUAUUUCUUUCACUCUGUUUUUUCUGACCGCCUCGCCGGCGUGCCGAUGUCGGUCGGCAUUACCAUCGCGCCGGCGCCACCGAGCAUCUCGCCGGGCCUUAAGCCCUUCCAUCGCCAGGCCAUUUCGGCGGCCGCCACGAUCUCCACAUCCACCCACCUUGCCAACCUGGACCGUCUCCUCCAGAAGUCAGUUGCUCCACUGCCUCCGCCGCCUCCUCCACCUCCUCCGCAGAUCGUGGAGCAUCGACACCGCCGCCCGCCUCCGCUCUCUUCCCUUCCUGACCUGCCCUUCUUCCCUUUCUUUUCCUCUUCUUUGCAUUCGAAUAAGCAGCAGGAUGCCUCCGGCGCCGGAGAACAGAUCUCCCCGCUCGCCCUCGCUCUGCUCUCCGACUCUGCGCGACCCUCGCCGCGCGGCUCCAUUUCGGCAAGCUGGCGCCGCUACCACGGCGAAGGCGACUGGGAAGGCCUCCUAGACCCGCUCGACCGCCACCUCCGCCGCGAGCUGGUCCGGUACGGCGACCUCGUCCACGCCGCCUACCGCGCCUUCCACUCUCACUCACGGCCGCCGGUCGACGUCGUCCUUCCCGACCGCUCCUACCGCGUCACCCGCCACCUCUUCGCUACCGCCUCCAUCGACCUUCCGACGUGGCUGCGGCCCUCACCGCGCACCAGCUGGAUCGGCUUCGUCGCGGUCUGCGACAGCGAGCGCGAGAUCCGUCGAAUGGGGCGCCGGGACAUCGUCGUGGCGCUAAGAGGGACCGCCACGUGGCUCGAAUGGGCCGAGAACUUCCGCUCCGGAUUGGUGGACGUUGGGAAUUCGGCCAAGGUUGCGUGCGGGUUCCGGAGUCUGUACAAGACGGCGGGGACGGAGGCACCGAGCCUGUCGGAGGCAGUCGUGGAAGAGGUGCGGCGGCUGACGGAGCUGUACGCUGGGGAGGAGCUGAGCGUGACUAUGGCCGGGCACAGCCUUGGAGCGGCCCUAGCGGUGCUGGCGGCGGAGGAGGUGGCGCAGCGCGUGCCGACGCCGCCGCCGACAGCAGUGUUUUCCUUCGGCGGGCCUCGGGUAGGCAACAGGGCGUUCGCGGAGCGGGUGGAAGCGCGCGGAGUGAAGGUUCUGCGGGCGGUGAACUCGCGCGACGUGGUGCCCCGCGUGCCGCCGGAGGGCGGCGGAGCCGGGUACGCCCACGUGGGGAAGGAGCUGCGUCUCGACAGCCGGACGUCGCCGUACCUGCGGCCGGAUGCGGACCCGAUGUGCUGCCACGACCUGGAGGCGUACCUGCACCUGGUGGACGGGUACAUCGCCGCCGGAGGGCCGUUCCGGCGGGACGCCAAGCGAAGCCUCGCGCGGUUGGUCACCGAGCAGAGCGCCAACGUGAAGAAGCGUUACGUGAGCGUGGCGCACGCAGCGGCCAGAGAGAAGUCAACUCCGGCCAGCCGGUUAAUUUCCCGGUGCAGCUCCGCCAGUAGCCCGACAAUCGGUUCCAGCCUGUCCAUAGAAAACGUAAAAAUUCGAUGA